Messenger RNA from Cyphellophora europaea CBS 101466, 981 nucleotides. RefSeq lists its product as uncharacterized. The record is from RefSeq and is a predicted model, not a curated record. The transcript has 7 exons. Gene Ontology annotation, molecular function: methyltransferase activity. The coding region runs from base 1 to 981 and encodes 326 amino acids. Lineage: Eukaryota; Fungi; Ascomycota; Eurotiomycetes; Chaetothyriales; Cyphellophoraceae.
AUGGCAGAUCCACAGGUCAACGAUACAAACCAAAUUAUACAAGAGGCCAUUGAGCCAGACACGGAGCCGGGUGACGAAGGAAUCGGGGAGGCGACCAUAUCGAGCUAUUGUACGUCCAUUGCGUCGGAAGUCCGAAACGGAAGGAUCGAGAAUGGACGCGUGUAUGCCUCAUACGGGCAAAAUGAAUAUGCCUUACCGGUUGACGAAGACGAGGUGGACCGGAUCGAUAUGAAUCACGCAAAAUAUACAUUAUUGCAGGAGGAUAAGCUGUUUUUGGCACCACUAGCGCCGGAUCCGCAGAAUAUCUUAGAUAUUGGGACCGGCACAGGAAUCUUCGCCAUUGAGGUCGCAGAAAAGUUUCCCUCGGCCGUGGUCACUGGAACCGACAUUUCUCCAAUGCAAGCUACAUGGGUACCCCCGAACUGCUCCUUUGUAAUCGACGAUGCCGAAGCAGAUUGGCUGUAUAAGAGAGACUCCUUCGAUUAUAUCCAUGGCCGAGAUCUGUACCAGUCAAUUCGUGAUUGGCCAAGGUUGAUCCAGCAAGCCUAUACCCAUCUUAAGCCUGGAGGGUACCUUGAACUGGCCUGCGUGUGGCCGAUCCCCCAGAGCGACGACGGCACCCUGCCAUCUAGGGAAAAUUCGGCAUACGUUGAAGUGUGCGCGACGUUCCAAGAGAUCGCAGAGCAGAUUGGUGCCGCUCCUGAUGCUCCUUUGAGCUACCGGUCGUGGAUGGUGGAUGCUGGUUUUGUCGACGUUCGCGAGCAUGUAUUCAAACUCCCUACCUCCCCUUGGCCUCGAGACCGCAGAUUGAAAAAGAUUGGCGCAUUUGAGCUUGUGAAUGUCAUGGAGGGCGCCCAGGCAUUCUUGCUCCGGGGCUAUGCAACCAGCUUAGGCCGAACGAGGGAGGAACUCGAGAUUUUGUUGGCGCAGAUGAGAAAGGAGUUGCUUACUCUGCGAUAUCACAGUUACGUGUCGUUGUGA